UUUUGGCCCCGGCGAGGGUGUCAGAUUGAAUGGCCUGUGCGCAUGUGCGAAGGUGUCCAAACUGACAAUGCUGGUGAGAUGAAGAUAGUGUUGUUGCUGCUUCUGGGCUCACGGAGGACGACGAGAGGAAUCUACAAGCCGACAAGAUGAGAUCCAAGGCGAGGGCGAGAAAACUGGCCAAAAAUGACAGUGAGCCAGUGGACAGCAUGUACGACACACAGGCCAACCUCCCGGGUUUAGCAGCCGGCAGCGGAGGCGGCGCCGACAGCCCAGAAGACGACGCUGAAGACGGCGUUAUCAACAUGUCCCCCUUGCCCUCACCGACCCCCUCCCAUCCAAACAACAACCACCACCACCUGCUGCACCCCCACAUCUACGCCUCCCACCACCACCACCACCUCCACAAUAAUAGCAGCAGCAGCAAUGACCAGGACUUCACCACACCCAAGGAGGGCUCGCCCUACGAGGCGCCUGUCUACAUUCCAGAUGACAUUCCCAUUCCCAGUGAACUGGAGUUGCGGGAGUCCUCGGUGCCCGGUGCCGGACUCGGCAUCUGGGCCAAGACCCGCAUCGGUGUCGGCGAGAGGUUCGGUCUGCCCAACUCAAAGCACCAUGGGGCCAUCGGCAAAGACAGCUCCUUCGGAUGGGAGAUGAUGAAUGACCAUGAAGAUGACUCCCCUGACAGCUGCAUAAAAAAGGUGGUGGACGAUAUGGGCAACGUGAAGUUUGCACUGGACACAGGCCUGGAUGCCACCAACAACAGCUGGCUCAAAUACGUCCGCUGUGCGCCGUCAUUUGAGGAGCAGAACCUCGCCGCCUGUCAUCUCACAGGAGACCAGAUUUAUUAUAAAGCUGUCCGGGACAUUGAAGCAGGGGAGGAGCUUUUAGUGUAUAUGAAGGACGGUAUUUUCCCCGAGGAAUCCAUGGCACCCAACCUACAAGAUGAGCAGAUGUACCGCUGUGAAGACUGUGACGAGCUGUUCUCCUCGACACUUGAGCUGCGACGGCAUCAGAAGUACUCGUGCUCCAGUGCUGGAUCCAUCUUUGACACAUUGAGGGAGGACUUCAAACAGGAGCGCGAGGACAGCGACGAACCCGUCCACGAGUGUAAAGACUGUGAGAAGAUCUUUCCAAAUGAGUACAGUCUGGGCCAACACAUGAUAGUCCAUACAGAGGAGAGGGAGUACAAGUGUGACCAGUGCCCCAAAGCCUUCAACUGGAAGUCCAACCUCAUCCGUCACCAGAUGUCACAUGACAGUGGCAAGCGCUUUGAGUGUGAAAACUGUGAUAAGGUACAGCAUACCCGGCACGUGUUCACAGAUCCCAGCAACCUUCAGCGCCACAUCCGCUCCCAGCAUGUGGGGGCUCGCGCUCACACGUGUCCUGAAUGUGGCAAGACCUUUGCCACCUCGUCAGGCCUCAAACAGCAUAAGCACAUCCACAGCAGUGUCAAACCCUUUAUCUGCCCUGAUGGGCUGCAUCUUUUUGCUCCCCCAGGCGAGGUGUGCCACAAAUCCUACACCCAGUUCUCCAACCUCUGCCGCCACAAGCGUAUGCAUGCUGACUGCCGCACCCAGAUCAAGUGUAAGGACUGUGGACAGUUGUUCAGCACUACCUCCUCCCUCAACAAGCACCGUCGCUUCUGUGAGGGCAAAAAUCAUUACGGCUCCCCAGUAGGGAUGUUCAAUCCUGGCAUCCCCAUGAGCUCCAGCCCCAUAAUGGCUAAGGCCAAGUCCCAUCAUCCCCACCUUCCUGGUCUGAACCAGUCGGGUUUAGGCUUCACUGACUACUUUCCCUCCAGACCUCACCCUCAUGCUGGCUUGCCCUUCUCUCCAGGACCCCAUGGUUUCCCGUCCCUCCCACAUGGUUUCCCAGGUAUCUUUCCACCAUCACUGUAUCCGCGACCGCCUUUAUUACCGGCCAGUCCGUUGAUAAAGAGCCCGCUGGGCGGCAGCAGUCAGGAGGUGAAGUUGCCUCGGAGUCCAACAGAUGCCCCUCCACUGUCUCUGGUUAGUUCCACAAAUAGCAAUGGAAUUAACAGUUUGAGUCAGCUGGAAGACAAGGAGAAAGAAAACAAACUGGGUUUGUCUUCUAGUGGAGAAGCCAAGCCAAAAUCUAAGAUGGCCGACAUGUCUGACGGUAGCGACCUUGAAGAUGUUAAUACCACAAGUGGAACGGAUUUGGACACCACCACUGGUACCGCUUCGGGUGAUGGUUCUGACCUGGAGAGUGAAGGAGAGAGUGAACGUGAGCGAAGUGGUAAAAGAAGGAAGCCAUCUGGCACUGUGUCAGGUCAAGAAGGCCACCAGUUAGAAGAUGCGAACAGUGCGUUGAUAUCAGCCAUGUCUAGUUCAGGGAACCUCUCUGUCGAUCGUCCAUUUUUUGCUUCUGCAUCAUCCCAACACUCCUUCUUCCCUCCGCCCGAUGAACAAGCUCUCCCACCCACCGCCACAAAUGCCAAUGCAGUCACCACUGAUUCCAUCAAAGCCAUCGCUUCUAUUGCUGAGAAAUACUUUGGUCCAGGUUUGAUUGGACUUCAUCAGGAGAAGAAGAUGGGUCCACUGCCCUACCAUUCCAUGUUUCCCUUCCAGUUCCUGCCCAACUUCCACAACUCCCUCUAUCCCUUCGGCGCUGAUCGAGGCGCUCUCAAUCCUAGCAUGUUCUUCAAGGCAGAGCCCAAGUCACCUCGAGAGCAGCUGCACAAGAUGGUUUCUAGUUCCCCAGCAGCUCCAACUCCCACAGCGGAGUCACCGUUUGAUCUCACCACGAAACCCAAGGAGCCUAAGUUAGCUCCUCCAACCCCAACAAACCCCUCAAACCCCAACAGUAGUACUGGGAGCAGUAGUGGCCCAUUAGCAAUAUCAAGCAGUGAAGAACAGCCAUUGGACCUCAGCAUUGGCGGCCGGAACCGAGGCGGUCACAAUGGUGUGCCGGCUGAGCCACAAAAUCGAAAGAACCACAUCUAUGGAGUGGGAAAGGGGGUCUCCAUCAAGGACGAAUCCCCGUCUGGUUUCCCACACCCCCAUUCCCAGUCGUUGCACCAAUCCUCCAUCACCCAGCACCAGCAGGCACAGCCAUACCAGCCGCCACCCCUGCACUACGCCAAGCCCUCGGCGUUCUUCAUGGACCCUAUAUACAGCAGGGUGGAAAAGAGGAAGCUACUCGACCCCGUAGGAGCUCUGAAGGAGAAGUUCCUCAGGCCCUCGCCACCCCUCUUCCAUCCACAGAUGUCAGCCAUGGAGAAUAUGACAGAGAAGCUAGAGAGCUUCGGCGCCCUGAAACUGGAUGCACCGCCCAAUUCGCUGCAACACUCGGCCCAUCCACUGUUCAACUUCCGCUCGCCACCGCCUUCCCUCUCAGAUGCCAUCCUGCGCAAGGGCAAGGAACGCUACGCCUGCAGGUACUGUGGGAAAAUCUUCCCGCGAUCAGCAAACCUCACCAGACACUUGCGGACACACACAGGCGAACAACCCUACAGGUGUAAGUACUGUGACCGCUCGUUCAGCAUCUCAUCCAAUCUCCAACGCCACGUCCGCAAUAUCCACAACAAGGAGAAACCCUUCAAGUGUCACCUGUGCAACCGCUGCUUCGGUCAGCAAACCAACCUCGACCGCCAUCUCAAGAAGCAUGAGCAUGAGAACAUUCCUGUGAGCCAACAGUCCGGGAUGCUUUCCAACUUAGGAACCACCAUCUCCUCGCCAAACUCAGAGCCAGACAAUCAUGCACUUUUAGACGAGAAGGAGGACUCAUACUUCUCAGAAAUCCGCAACUUCAUUUCCAACAGUGAGAUGAACCAGGCCUCCAGCUCCACGGAUAAGAGGUCAGACCAGCCUGAGGAGGAGCGCCCACCCAGCCACAGUUUGUCCAACUCCAAGCUCGGCCUCCAGGGAAUGGAGGAGGAAGAGGAGGAGGUGGAGGGCGACGAUGAGGAGGAGGAGGAAGGCAGCCUGACGGAGAAGUCUCACGAUGAAGCGCCCGAGUCCCCGUCUCCGGUCACGACGGGAGCAUAUGAGGAGGACGAGGAGGAGGAUGAGACGGCUCCGUUAGCGAUGAGCUACGAACACACUCGCAGGCUUAUGCAAUGAUGCUGUCUCUCUCGGAGAACAACCCUUUGCACGCGCCCUCCCAGAACUCUCUGGACGCUUGGCUGAGCAUGGGAGGCGGACCGUCUGAGACGAGCAGCUUUCACCCACUCAACCACAUCUAGGCGAGACAGAGAACAGGUGGGAGGAAGAGUAGGAGGAACAUUAGUUUUGAAAACGGAUAGAAACAAGACAACUGACUAGACAUGAGUAGUGGAAGGAUGUGGAGGCCGGAGGAGAAUUCAUUGUCACAUACAUUCAAGGUAGAAAGAGUGAGUUUGUGUGAAUAUGUGUGUGUUUAUUUGUUUGUUUGUGUGUGUGUGUUUCUGUAUGAGAGAGAGAGCGGAGGGGAAGGAUUGUCCCAAGGCAAGACUGUCAAAGAGAAAGCACUGCUAAGCUCCUGUUGAUGUGAAGGACACGAUGAAUGCUUCUCACUAGCAUUGAAACUCUGCAUUACUCUGAUCCUCCCCAAGUGCACAAGGCUGACUGCAGCCCCACAGAGACCCUGCAGGAGGCUCUCAUGAAGACACUUAACGACUGAUAUGUCUCUAAAGUCUGUGUACACCACCUACUACAAACGUUGCAGCCUCAGCACUGCAUUGGCACUGCAUGUCCACAAGGUGGCGCUGUUUCACCAGGAACACGGUGGGUGUGUGCACACAACUGUCUCCAGGUUUCCCGACCAGAUGUGGGUGACUCACUCGCUGACCUUGUUUCAGUUUUUACAGCAGAAUCAACAUUAGCACCACAUGUUACGUAUGGAACUGACAGAUCCUGUAGACUGUUGAUUUUUGAAUGAUUACACAGAGAAUGAUGUUCAAAUGUGCUUUUAAUGAGCUAUCUGGGCCACUAGCCAUUGUAAUUUGGUUACUCAGUUUGAUCAUGCUGAAAAUGAAUUGAAAUCACACUCAGAAAAAUGAGGAAAGUCUUUCUCUGCUUGCUUAUUUCAUCGUCAUUUGUUAAUUUUAUUUACUUUCUUUCCUCUUAGAUACCACAGUAUUGUUUCUUUGUAGGCACCACAGUGCUAAAUUGUUAAUAUAAUUAUUUUAGAGAAGGACCAAAAUUGUAUGAUAUUGUCAUAUGAUGUACAAAAUAACCUAGAUGUUCAUAGCAUGAGUGGUAUGUGCCAAAUAACCCAUAGAAAAUGUUUUGUUCUCUGACAAUCAUUUCAUUUCCAAGGGGCUUGCAUUUGCUGUCAUAGUUCGUUUUUUUUUUUUUCUUAUUACGCGCUUAUAUAUUUGAUUUCAGAAGUGUGUGUAUGUAUUUAUUUUUGGUUGUUUUGUCUUGACUGGAGGAGUGAAAAUGAAGAAAAAGUCAUUUUGUCCCUCUUUUCUCGUUGCUGAAGGAAUGAACACCUAUCAGAAGAUGAAGGAGAUUCUGAAUCUCUGGUUUUGAUGGGUUAGUGUGCCAAAAUGGAAAGAACCCAUGAAAUUCAUUGUUUUUAUUUAUAGUGAAAGAUAGCUGUAGUUAGUUUUAGAACUUAUUUGGCAUUGAAACGUCCUGCAGUGUUUAGUCUUUUUUUUUUUUUUUUUGUCUUGUUUCAGUUCAACCAUUUUACCCAGUAAGCUGAAUGUGUCUUGUUCCAAUUGAUUCAAGUAUUAUUAGGGGGGCAGAUUUGGACACCUUUCACUAUGAAUGUCACAAAAAAGGGCAUUACGUCGUCACACAGUUGAAUCUGACUACUUUAUACAACAUCAUGCUCCAUUUUCCCCUCUUGUUUAACAUUCGAUAUGUGUAGUGUAACCAAUGAAAAUUCUUUUUGCAAUGAGUUGUCCAAUAUUACACAGUCCAAAAGUGGAAAACACACACACACAAACACACAUGCAUGAACAUGACAGAAACGCUGGUUAUGCAAGAAGAAAGGCAAGGACUGAAACCAAAACCAAAAGAAGAGAGUAAACUAAUCCACAGAUAGUAUUAAAAUGGACAUCAUAAUUCUGCUGGUCGGUCUAUCACAUGUCAUAAAAACUGUCUUGUUGAUUCUGGACAGGGAGAACAAACACUUGAUGAUUAUUUCAGUUUAAAUCCCUGUUGUUCCUCUGAGAUCGUACUGAAGACUCGUUCCAUGUGGUCUAGCAGGUAGCUGUGCCAUGGAGAGUCAUUUACUGUAGAUAGCUGCAGGAGGCGAGCAUUGUUGAUCACUGUUCCUCCCUGCAAACUGGGACUUUCAGAACUAGGCCUGAUGCUGUAUUUUCAAACUAGCACUUAAACCAUAUUGGGUCCAAGCCAUAAAUUGAUCAGGCUUAGGUCUCCAGAACGCAGAUGCAUUUUCCAACUGGUUUCAACAGACGGGCGGGCUGUGCUCAACAUGGAGAGAUAAGAACAUAAGCACUGUAAUUUUUCUUCAUGACAGCAGGUGGUAGUGUGAUGCUCGGACUGCUGCAUCAUCUCAUUUUUUCUAAAGACAGAAGUCUUUUUUAUAAUUCUACUGAAAGAGAUUCCAUUCACGGUAAACACGUUGUUUUACAACUUGUGGUUACAAAAUGUAAAGACUCGGGUCACUAAGUUUUUAGGUUGACUUUAUGUAGUAAUUCAUGUCAUGGACUACUGUAAUAAGUACGCGCUGUGUAAAGCAAAGGAAUUGAAGGCAUUGAAGUUUUUUUCCAUUUUGCCAACUUUAGCCUGGCAGAUGGUCACUGAAAAAUGUUUCAGCAUAAUAGAACAUGGUUGCUGUUUGCCCCCACUGUUACAGGAGAAAGUAAAAAUAUACAUUGUUUCUUUUUAACUGUAUAGUAUUUUAAAGAAUGAAAAACAAUGGUGCAUUUGUCUGAAGAAAAAAAAUCAUUGAAAAAUAUGGGUUUAAAUGGAUGGUGCUUGUUUUGUUUAAAUCUGAGUUGUAUAUCGCCUCUGUUAUGUUUAUUGAAAACAAACAAAAAAAAAGUUAUUGUGCAUGACGUGUUUAGCAGUCAUAAUGAUGUCCAUUUGUGAAAUGUGUAUCAAAUCAAAAAAUGAGGAAAAAAAAGAAAAGUAAAAAAAAUAAAUUCGUAGAUGCACUUAUUGUACAUGUGGCUAGGUUUAGUAGGUUUGACUUCAAGUUCUGACUGCCUUACGGUGUUUGGGCAGGUGGUUCUGAAAGACAUAGAGAAGACUUUUGGGAGAAGACAUAAUGAAAAACAAUAAAGGAUUGUAGAAUAAUAUUGAACAAUUCUGAAAUUGCAGUUCUUUUGAUGCUUGUGAUUAUUGCAGAUGUACUUUAGAGAAAUUUCAUUGAAAAGAUAUGACUCUGUUGUUAAUUCUGUAGAAUAGCAAUGUAUACCAAAUGUAAUCUUUCCAAUGCUAUGAAGAAUUUAUACAUGAAAUUGAUAUGCAAUAAAACCUGUGUGCUUUUUAAA
Messenger RNA from Amphiprion ocellaris (clown anemonefish), 7414 nucleotides. It is a transcript of the gene prdm16, whose product is annotated as PR domain containing 16. The record is from RefSeq and is a predicted model, not a curated record. The transcript is spliced from 16 exons. Gene Ontology annotation, cellular component: nucleus. NCBI's taxonomy places the organism in Eukaryota, Metazoa, Chordata, Actinopteri, Pomacentridae. Gene Ontology annotation, biological process: regulation of transcription by RNA polymerase II. The coding region runs from base 147 to 4085 and encodes 1312 amino acids. Gene Ontology annotation, molecular function: DNA-binding transcription activator activity, RNA polymerase II-specific; protein binding; RNA polymerase II cis-regulatory region sequence-specific DNA binding.